Acipenser ruthenus (sterlet) is the source of this 5957-nucleotide messenger RNA. Its product is annotated as protein phosphatase 1E-like. Lineage: Eukaryota; Metazoa; Chordata; Actinopteri; Acipenseriformes; Acipenseridae. Gene Ontology annotation, molecular function: cation binding; protein serine/threonine phosphatase activity. The transcript is spliced from 7 exons. The record is from RefSeq and is a predicted model, not a curated record. Gene Ontology annotation, biological process: negative regulation of protein kinase activity; protein dephosphorylation. Bases 489 to 2342 code for a protein of 617 amino acids.
CACUGUGUCAUUCGUGUUGUUUCACGUAACCUAUAUAAGAGCAUGGUAAAUGUUUUUUUGUUAAGGUGACAUUCAGGUGAUAGGACAGCUACCUCCCUCAAUUAUAGUGAGAUACAGGCAGGAGCAGACCCCUGUCAUUGUACUCAGUUUAUUGCUUGUCGUGAUUUCAGAUAACAACGUACGAUCAUGAAACAAUAUAAUUAUUAGGCUUUCAGCUGUUAUCUGCGAUCGUAUGACUCAUGGGGAGCAGGAGAUGAGACGCUUUCUUAUAUAUAUUCUUAUUCAGAACCGACCGCUGGAGAACGAAUGAAAGGCGGCUCGUCUUUGAUGAAGCGCAGCGUGUACGCGCCCGCCUUAUAGGGUUCUCCUCCUGUGAUUGUGCGAGCCCGGACCACGCGUGCGCGCCCCCCCGCGCACUGGGAGCUAUCCAGCAGCGCCCUGUGCCCCUGCACUGCUCGAUCUGUCUGUCUCUCCAGGAAUGAGAAGCGAUGGCCGGCACCGCCAGCGAGGAGAAAGCCUUUCGCAGGUUCCUGGAGAUCUUUCUCCGCGAGAUGAGAGGAGCGCUCGGGGAGGACGAGCCGCUGCCGCUGCGCCCGCUGCCGGACCUGGUCUCGGAAGACGAGGUUGAAGGGGAGUGCCUGGAUCUCUGUCUUCAGCACCUAUGCAAAUAUAACUGCCCGUUCUCCCUGGCGGCGGGCCUGGCGCGAGCGACUGCGGACGAGAUCCUGCAGAGUGACCUGGCCGCGCAGCACACCAGCAAGCACGCAGACGGCAGCGAGGCUAUUGAACAGCUGGAGUCAGUGAAGCUUGCCCGGCUGGUGUUUAACAAGCUGUACGAGACGUGCUGCAUGUGGCUGAAGGAUUUCCCCCGGCGCAGGAGGCCCCUCCCCUACUACGAGACCUCCAUCCAUGCCAUCAAGAACAUGCGCAGGAAGAUGGAGGACAAGCAUAUCGUCAUCCCCGACUUCAACACGCUCUUCAACCUCCAGGACCAGGAGGAGCAGGCGUACUUCGCAGUGUUUGAUGGCCACGGAGGGGUGGACGCCGCGAUCUACGCCUCCAACCACCUCCACGUCAACCUGGUGCGGCAGGAGAUGUUCCACCAGGACCCCGCCGAGGCCCUGUGCUGCGCCUUCAAGCUCACCGACGAGAAGUUCGUCCAGAAAGCUGCCCGCGAGAACCUGCGCUGUGGCACGACAGGGGUGGUGACGUUCCUGCGGGGGAACAUGCUGCACGUGGCCUGGCUUGGGGACUCCCAGGUCAUGCUGGUGAAACGUGGACAGGUUGUGGAGCUGAUGAAGCCACACAAACCAGACAGAGAGGAUGAGAAGAAGCGGAUCGAGGCUCUGGGAGGGUGUGUGAUCUGGUUCGGUGCCUGGAGGGUUAAUGGAAGCCUGUCUGUAUCCAGAGCGAUUGGCGACCCGGUGCACAAGCCCUACAUCUCUGGAGACGCUGACUGCACGUCUCUACAGCUGGACGGCACUGAGGACUACCUACUCCUGGCGUGCGAUGGCUUCUUCGACACAGUGAGCCCCGAGGAGGCGGUGCACAUCGUCUCCGACCACCUGCUGGAGAACAGCGGUGACAGCAGUAUGGUGGCUCACAAGCUGGUGGCCUCAGCGCGCGACGCAGGCUCCAGCGACAACAUCAGCGUUAUCGUGGUGUUCCUGCGAGACCCAGACGCGCCCCCACCCGAGGAGGAAGAGGAGGAGCCAGUGCAGGGGACGGACUCCUUCGAGGGAGGGGGGGAGCAGGACAGUCAGAACCAAGGGGCAGAAAGUGGGGGCAAAGCCUGGCCUCUGCACCAGUGCUCUGCCCCAGCCGACCUGGGUUAUGAGGACCGAAUGGACUCCUUAACUGACAGAACUAGCCUCAGCCUGGGCCCCGAGCUGGCCCUGCUCCAGGACAAGGGCCGGCUGCAGCUCCCAGCCUCCGGAGCUGGGGACCCCUCGAGAUCCGCCCUCUCUGCCCCAGCCCUGCUGCCAGCCUCAGGACCCGGCGCGGCCAGGCGCCCCCCGAGAGAAGAGGGUCUCUCAGCCUACGGACUCCGUGAUUCCCUGUGGGCCCCCAAACCCCGCCUGCCCUCCUCCUCCUCCUAUCAGCGCCCCACCCCUGCUGGACACUGGUUCGAAACUGCCGCCCUUCUUUCCCAGGAAAGGAGAUCUCUGACUCAGCCACCCUUUUCCUUCCAGAGGCGUCUACGUCGCUGCUGUCGCAGAGGGAAGGAGGUGCCCCCCUCCCUGCCCUGGCGCAGAGCACCCCGGCACAGCCCCAAACCCUGGAGCUGUCCGGAGCGCCCUAGUAUAGCCAUCCUCGACCCGCACAAGUGCUGUAAUAUAUAGAGGAGAGCGAGAGAGCUCUGUGUCCUGUAGUGUUUCACUUAGCUAGCAUAACGAUGCAUUACACCCUCAGCGGGACCCUCUCGGGACACUGUGGCCAAUUCCGACACCUCCGAAAAUAAACCACUGUGCUGCUGCUGCCAGACAUACCCCCUACCACCCCGCUGGCCACACCCACCAUCACGAGAUAGAGCCAGGAAGGAAGGAAGGGGGGGGGGGAACCCUGGAAAAACAAUUCCUUGUUUCUCUCCUUCAAAAAUCAUACAGUGAAACCUUUAUUUAUUUUGAUGUUUUUCUUCUUUGAAAAAAAGCCAUGCAGUAGACUCGGGUUAACUGAAAACUUGAUUUGAAGUUUUCAUCCUUUUGAUCCUCAAAUGUAACCCCCUCUGUAGGAUAUCACUGGCACUGAAUAUCUGAGUUCAAAAAAGAAGGUGGGUUUGGUGGCAGCAAUGGAAUCAGGGACCACAGAUCCAGCUCCCCUACUCCCACCCCCAGCCCCCAUGAACUAAACUCUUCUGAACUCACUGCAGUCACGUGACUUUCAUCUGCCUCCAUGGAGAAGAAGUUACGGACCAAAAUCAUUCUGAUCCUCUCCUGAAGUGAGCAGUGACCCACACCGCCUCAUUACAAAAGGACACAUAUUAUAUAACCGGUAUAUAAAUCUAUAUUUCUAUGUGUGUGUGUGCGCGUGGGUGUGUGUGUGUGUAUAUGUAUAUUUGUCUAAUAUUCAAACCGAUACUGUAAAUCGCAAGGAAACGGCACAUUGAUCUCACGAAACAUUCUUGAAUAGGCUUCACGCAUGUAGAUCUCUAGCAGCUGUAGCAUUAGGUUCCCCAUGUGGGCGUACGAGGGAUCUGCCUCCUGAAAUGGGGCUGUAUUUACAAGGCAGGAGUCCUGAACUGGGAGAUUUUCAGCUUCAAAAAGUAAAAAUGUAAAUCCUCUACUACAGUGAUAAGUAAAAGCAAAGUUAAUAAAGACUUAUAACUAAGCUAAGUUUGAACGAUAGCUGGUGCAACCGAGCCCCGAGGCAUAAGGGGCCAGUGUCAGUACUAAGUGCUUGUUAUACCCUGCAGGGAAAGUUUAAAGAAAGGUUCAUAGAAACCUUCAUCUCUAUGUAUUUAUGUAGCGUAAGUGUUUUGCAGGCUUGCUGUUGAAAUGAUACCGAUAAAAACCUGUGCUUAUGAACCGUGGCCGUUAUAAAAGCGAAGUGUAGUAAAAACAUUGUAAGGUAGCAGGUAUGUGUGGUAAAACAUGACACAAAGAUGUAUGGUAUACACGUACCCAGGGUACAUAUUAUAAGGUUCUCAGAUAAGAGGAGCACGAUUGCUGAAUAUUCUCACCCCUCCUCUUGAGAUUGUUUAGCCAAUCAGAGCUUAUCUCUCCCCCACACGUGCUACAACUCACUGAACAAAUCUAAACUACCUCCAAGUAGCUGAUGUUGUCAGGCACCCGAGAGUGGUGGGGUCUAUUGAGUCACGUUAACACCACCCACCACCGUUUGGAUCAGUAAAAGAUCUCUCUGUGUUAAAGUCAUGAAACACAUAAAAGUGCACAGAAGUGUAUUUCCAUCAAUAAAAAUGUUUAAAAUCCCAAGAAAGGUCCGAACAACAACAGUGAUAUUUAGAUCUGCCACUGUUUAGAUAGACCCUACCCAAUGCUGGAGAAGCCUGCAUCAGUAGACCCCGCCUCCUCCCUCGUAAUUCUACAAUGAGCUCCAAUGGGAGCUUGUUGAAGUGUGGACUACCUCUGGUGCUCCUCCCCCUUCUUCUCCUGCUGGCAGAUCUAGCCCUGUCCCCGAGUUCCAUAGCCUCUAGUACAUAUUAUCCACUUGACACAGCCCCUGGUUCCAUGCACUAGAAGAUAACAGUGCUUUGUCAAGCACACUGUUUCAUCUUUAAUGCUGUUGGUGAUAGAAAAUAGUUCCUUCACUUCUCCUUUUUCAUUUUCAAGUCUAUGUGCCCAUGUAUACGGCUGCUUGCUCCUGUAAGCAAUAAAUAACCUUUGAGCCGCGUGCCGGGAGGGCUUACUCAGUGGGUUUUUUUUUUCUUUUUAAGGUAAGAAAAUUAAUAGGAAUGCUCUCUUUGGAGCUGAAAAACAUGUUAUUAUUAUUAGUUUCUUAGCAGACGCCCUUAUCCAGGGAGACUUACAAUUGUUACAAGUUAUCACAUUAUUUUUACAUACAAUCACCAGUUUAUACAGUUGGGUUUUUACUGGAGCAAUCUAGGUAAAGUACCUUGCUCAAGGGUACAGCAGCAGUGUCCUCCACCUGGGAUUGAACCCACAACCCUCCGGUCAAGAGUCCAGAGCCCUAACCACUACUCCACACUGCUGUUAAGUAUGCAAAAACAUGUUCUCAACUUAUCAUUAUUAUUAUUUAUUUAUUAACAGACGCCCUUAUCCAGGGUGACUUACAAUUGUUACAAGAUAUCACAUUAUUUUUUACAUACAAUUACCCAUUUAUACAGUUGGGUUUUUACUGGAGCAAUCUAGGUAAAGUACCUUGUUCAAGGAUACAGCAGCAGUGUCCCCUACCAGGGAUUGAACCCACGACCCUCCGGUCAAGAGUCCAGAGCCCUAACCACUACUCCACAUCCUGUUCAAGGUUCCCUGAUAUCACAAGUUUCUUGUCCUGAAAUCUCAUCACCUUGCGUGUGCAUAGUCAGAAUGUCAUAAGGCAAAGUGACAUGAUUUUUUAUUUUUUUUGCACUGAGGGUCAAAAUGAAGUUUUCCUUACGUGGCGUAUUUAACAGCAAUGAGAGCGAGUGCAAUCCAGAGCUUUUUCCUCAUCUCUGUCGUGGUUUCCAAUCACCACGGCAUUCUUGGAUGGAUCAGGUUUUACUUGUUUGAAUAUUCACGAGAUAUCCACGAUAGCUUUGUCCCUACAGCUCAGUAAUCAGGCAAGGCAGCAUUUGCAUGUUGUCUGGGCAGCACUGUGAUUGCUCAAGCCUGCUCGUCCUUGAAUUACUGUUCUCAAUUCUGGUGAUCCUGCCUACAGUAUGUAGAGCUCCUAUCAAGGCUGUGUUAUCUGGAGGAGCUUUAGCAUUAAUCAAUACAAAAUAAAUCACAACAAUAACCCUUUUAGGUUCCAGUCCUAGAAAAAGCUGCCUCAAUGAUAAACAAUCCCCAAGCUGUCUCCAAGGGGGGGAAUUCAACAAGAGAGAACUAAUGGUGCUCUAGGAGCUACCAUAACUGCAUUAUAGCUUAAACAGAGACUAUGUAACUGAACUGGGAUUUCAGACAAGAUCGCACCUCUCUGUCGCCCGGUUCUAACCGCUAGACCACGAUGUUUCUUCCCAUUCUCCUCAUCCUAACCACUGGGCUACUCUACCCCCCAGUCUCUCUGCUGAAACCACUAGGUCACAGCUACCUUCCCUGUCUCUGCUCAAACCACUUGGCCAUCUAGUUCCUCAGCUCUAACUACAAGACCUACACUGCCCCCUAGUCCAUCCUGUUUCUCUGCUGUUCUCAAAUCAAACCCACUGAGUGAAUUCUCUUUUGCCUGCAGGUUAGAUUACAAGUAAACGUAGUGUAUCUUCUGUGUUCUGAUGGUAUUUAUCUGGUGACUAUUAACAUGUAUAAAAACAUGGAUUAAAAAUCUCUGAUGUUAUUUAUUCAUUG